Messenger RNA from Cynara cardunculus var. scolymus (artichoke), 1756 nucleotides. RefSeq lists its product as uncharacterized. Gene Ontology annotation, biological process: lipid catabolic process. The coding region runs from base 213 to 1592 and encodes 459 amino acids. NCBI's taxonomy places the organism in Eukaryota, Viridiplantae, Streptophyta, Magnoliopsida, Asterales, Asteraceae. The record is from RefSeq and is a predicted model, not a curated record. The transcript is spliced from 5 exons.
GCUGGUCCAAGGCGGCAAGAAAACACAUCAUCUAGAAUGUCAACGACUAUUCCUCCAUUCUUUCUUCAUCACCCAACACAAAAUCCACCGAAAUUUCCCAUCUUUUUCUUCGCAAAUCGCUUCAAAUCUUCCUUCCGGCAUUCUUCUGGGCUGAAUUCUAAAGAACUCAAAUCGAAAUUGUUGCAGGAAUCGAAGGAAUUUGAAGAUUUUACAUGUCUGUUUGUUGCGUAGAGUGUUUCGUUGGUUUGGGUUGUCUACGGUGGGGUUGGAAUCGAUGCACUCAUAUCGGUGCCGACGACAGCGCCACCUGGCCACUAGCCACCGCCGACGAGUUUGAACUUGUUCCCCAUCUCUGCCGCCUUACCCUCGCCGUCUACGAGGAAAACCUCCGCCACCCCCAAUUCCCUCCGCUUGGUGGGUACCGAUUAAACCCUGAUUUCGUAGUCAAACGUGUUACGUACGAACAAACACUCGGCCACGCGCCGCCGUAUCUCAUCUACCUUGACCACACUCGCCUGGAAAUUGUAAUGGCGAUAAGAGGGUUGAAUUUAAAGAAAGAAAGCGAUUACAAGAUGUUAUUGGAUAAUCAAUUAGGGAAACAUAUGUUUGAUGGUGGGUUUGUGCAUCAUGGGUUGUUGAAAUCGGCGGUUUGGUUGUUGAAUGAAGAAUCAGAGAAUCUUCGACGGUUGUGGGUGGAGAACGGUAGUUGUUAUAAGAUGGUGUUCGUCGGGCACUCAUUGGGUGGCGGCGUGGCGGCGUUGUUGACGGUGUUGGUGGUGAAUCAUCUGGAGAUGGUUGGCGGGAUAUCGAGAGAGAUGGUGAAGUGCUACGCCAUUGCGCCCACUAGGUGUUUGUCGUUAAACCUCGCUGUGAAGUAUGCUGACGUCAUCUAUUCAAUUAUCUUGCAGGAUGAUUUUUUACCUAGGACACCCACCCCACUUGAAGAUAUCUUUCAGUCAAUUUUCUGCUUGCCCUGCUUGCUAUUUGUGAUUUGCAUGAGGGAUACAUUCAUACCUGAAGAUACGAAGCUCAAGGAUCCCAGACGAUUGUAUGCACCCGGCCGAAUGUACCACAUUGUCGACAGAAAAUUUUGCAGAUGUGGGAGAUACCCUCCUGAAGUGAGAACAGCAAUUCCUGUUGAUGGUAGAUUUGAACAUAUCGUCUUAUCAUGCAAUGCGACAUCCGAUCAUGCAAUCAUCUGGAUUCAAAGAGAAGCCGAAAAGGCUUUGCAAAUAUUGAAUGAGAAGAGUAGUGAAUCUGUUACAAUACCACCAAAAUUACAAAGAUUCGAUAGGUUACAAUCCAUUGAAAAAGAACACAAAGUUGCGUUAGAAAGAGCGGUUAGCCUCAAGAUACCGCAUGCAGUCACGACGAAAACCCCAGAUGAGGAGGAGAAGGAGCCGUUAACGAAAACCUCAGAAGAAUGUUACAAUCAAGAGGAACUCUCUAAAAAUGACUUGCUUGUAGAACCCAGACAAAACGGAGAUGGCCCGAAUUCGAAACCGACACAAGCUAACUGGAACGAUUUAGUGGAAAGAUUGUUGGGAGAACAGGGGUCUUCACAUAAGCGGCCGCUCUACCCUGUAGCAUAAAAGGUCAGGUGUACGUACAUCUUACUUCCGAGUGAGAUAUAUCGGGCUCGUUUGGUUUGAUUUUGUAUGUAUUGAGAAUAGGAGAAACAUUACUUUGUAUAUUACAUUUUUUCCUUGUAUAUUUUUGUGCUCAUUUUUGUUGAAUGAUUCUUGUAAAAAACAUU